Messenger RNA from Triticum dicoccoides, 2338 nucleotides. RefSeq lists its product as uncharacterized. Gene Ontology annotation, biological process: regulation of DNA-templated transcription. NCBI's taxonomy places the organism in Eukaryota, Viridiplantae, Streptophyta, Magnoliopsida, Poales, Poaceae. The coding region runs from base 138 to 2150 and encodes 670 amino acids. The transcript has 9 exons. Gene Ontology annotation, molecular function: sequence-specific DNA binding; acireductone dioxygenase [iron(II)-requiring] activity; DNA-binding transcription factor activity. The record is from RefSeq and is a predicted model, not a curated record.
CGGUAAAAGCUUCGAGUCGCGUUAAUCCAAAGCGGUUCAUAAGAAACGCACAUCCGCCUCCCCUGUUUCUCCAGCUUCGAGGUAUUCCAACCAGAGCAGAGAGAGCAGGGCGCGAGAGGCUGCAAGCGGCCGCCGCCAUGGAGAACGAGUUCCAGGAUGGCAAGGAGGAGGUCAUCCAAGCAUGGUACAUGGAUGACAGUGAGGAGGACCAGAGGCUUCCUCAUCACCGUGAGCCCAAAGAGUUCAUUCCUCUUGCCAAACUUUCAGAAUUAGGUGUUGUAAGCUGGAACCUGAAUGCUGAUGACUGGGAGAAAGACGAGAAUCUCAAGAAAAUCCGUGAGGCCAGGGGAUACUCUUAUGUGGACAUUUGCGACGUAUGUCCAGAGAAGUUGCCAAACUAUGAGGCCAAGCUGAAGAACUUCUUUGAAGAGCACUUGCAUACUGAUGAAGAGAUACGCUAUUGUCUCGAGGGCAGUGGAUACUUUGAUGUGAGGGACCAAAACGAACAGUGGAUCCGUAUAGCAGUUAAGAAAGGUGGCAUGAUUGUUUUGCCUGCAGGAAUGUAUCACCGCUUUACAUUGGAUAGUGACAACUACAUCAAGGCAAUGCGGCUCUUUGUGGGAGAGCCUAUCUGGACGCCAUACAAUCGUCCCCAUGACCAUCUCCCAGCCAGAAAGGAGUACGUCGACAAGAUUAUCAACAGAGGUGGGAACCAAACCGUCGAAGCUCGUUUGUCGCCGUCGGCCGCCUGGCGCACCCGCGCGUCUGUCGACCGCCGAUUGGUCGCCUCGCCCACUUGCGCCGCGCGCGACAACCUCAGCCACACCCGCACCAACCCGCCCGCGCUAGCUGCGACCCGGCCCCGGCGUCCAGAAGCUUCCGAGCCGGCCGGUCACGAACGCGCCGCGCUGCCCAGAACCUUCCGUCUCAUCCCCCGUCCCGUCGCGCUCGCUCCCGUACUCGGCAGGAGUAUUUAUCAGCGAGCACCGCCCACUUUCCCGCGGAAGGAAAGCAGCCAGCCAAAGACCACCUGCGUUGGGUGCCACUGUGCUAAGCAAUUCUUUGGAUUCUUCCGUUUGCGACAGGAGAUCGCUGGUUGUUUGCUUGCUCGGCCACGAGGAGGGAUGGACCGGGUGCUGCUGCCGGUGAGGGUGAAGGAGGAGUGGCCGCCGCCGCUGCCGGAGGAGGAGGAGGAGUUGGAGCAUGGGGGCCUGGCGCCGCGGCCGAUGGAGGGGCUGCACGAGACUGGCCCGCCGCCGUUCCUGACCAAGACGUUCGACCUGGUGGCCGACCCGGCCACCGACGGCGUCGUCUCCUGGGGCCGCGCCGGGAACAGCUUCGUCGUCUGGGACCCGCACCUCUUCGCCGCCGUGCUGCUCCCGCGCUUCUUCAAGCACAGCAACUUCUCCAGCUUUGUCCGCCAGCUCAACACCUACGGUUUUAGAAAGAUCGAUCCAGACAGAUGGGAAUUCGCAAACGAGGGUUUCAUUCGGGGCCAGAGACAGCUUCUAAAGAUGAUAAAGAGAAGGAGGUCAUUGUCCUAUCUCCCUUCAUCACAGCACCAGGCCCUUGGCUCUUGCCUCGAGGUCGGCCAGUUCGGAUUCGACGAAGAAAUCGAAGUGCUAAAGCGUGACAAGAACGCCUUACUCGCAGAGGUGGUGAAACUGAGGCAGGAGCAGCAGAGCAGCAGAGCUGACAUGCGAGCCAUGGAAGAGAGGCUGCACCACGUCGAGCAGAAGCAGCUCCAGAUGAUGGGUUUCCUGGCAAGAGCGAUACAGAACCCUGACUUCUUUCUCCAGUUGAUCCAGCAACAAGAUAAACUGAAGGACCUCGAGGACGGUUACCCGACGAAGAGGAGGAGGCCCAUCGACGUAAUGCCGUUCCUUGGCCCUGAGGGGACCAGUCAGAGUGAGCCACUCGAGUCCACAUUCAUAUUUGAGGACAGGGAAUUUUCAGAGCUGGAGAAUUUAGCCAUGAACAUUCAGGGGAUCAGGAAGGGCAUGGAGCAUGACAGAGGUGGUCGGAAUCAGGGCUGCGGUGAGGCCGAGCUGACUGACGACUUCUGGGAGGAGCUGCUGAGUGAAGGAAUGAGGGAUGAAGCUGAGAUUUUAGAGCUGGAAAGGAGGAGAUCUAGAUAUGUCGACGCGUAGCGCAAAAGCUGGGUCAUCUAAGUAAGAGCGAUCCAAAAUCUACUAGAAUUCAUAACCAUUUAAUAUAUAUACCAUUGUAUUGAUAGCUAUAUUGUAUAUUGUAGUGCAAAUUUAUAGUCAUAGACUGAUUGUAUUGCGGUUCCACACCGAUUAUGUGGUUUAUAUCUAGUGGUAUAAAUACUGUCCCU